This is a messenger RNA of Gossypium raimondii (Peruvian cotton), 1454 nucleotides long. Its product is annotated as AUGMIN subunit 1. Lineage: Eukaryota; Viridiplantae; Streptophyta; Magnoliopsida; Malvales; Malvaceae. The transcript has 6 exons. The coding region runs from base 196 to 1101 and encodes 301 amino acids. Gene Ontology annotation, cellular component: HAUS complex; cytosol. The record is from RefSeq and is a predicted model, not a curated record. Gene Ontology annotation, biological process: spindle assembly.
GGGGGGGGGUUAAAAUGUUAUUUUCGAUCAAACAAUUUGAUCAGUUCUAUUGAAAAUUGAAAAGUUAUCCCGGCGACGGCGAGAUCAACAUUUUUCCGUUUGGUCCUGCGACGGUUUGCGUAACCCUCUUCUCCUUCAGAAUCAGAAUCUGUGGUACUCGCUUCCAACUCACUGAGUCGACUCACGACUUAAAAAAUGAAUGAAAUGAUCUCCGGAGUGGGUGAACCGGUGGUAACGGAUGCAACAAAGGGCGGCGGAUCCAAUGCCGCUCGAAUUGCGGAAGUGAAGGCGUGGCUGGCGGCUCAGUUCGAUGCCGCCGGGAAAGAAGUCCCUGAUUUCGAAUACACUCCGCGAAGCAUUGCUCAUUUGUACAAUCUGGCUACCGUCUCGCAGGCAAAGACUCAAGCUGCCAACAUUGUUGCCAACGAUUUUCGCCAGAAAGCCGCCGAAUACCGUUCUCAAGCUGCUCGAAUUAGAGAGAUAUUGGAGAACGUAGGAUUAGCGCAGGAGAGUUUGCCGUCAAAUGUGGUUGCAUCGGCGCAAGUUCUGGCAAACGUUGCUAAUUUGUUGAAUAUUCGAGACACCGAACUUAGUAGUUUUCUUGUAGCAAUGGGUGAUAUUUCUUUGAGAAAGACUGGGGUAGAUGAGAAGAGGGCUAAAGUGCACAAAGAGUCCAAAACUCUUCUUGAGUAUACUCGAAAAGCAAUAGCUAGGUUAACCUAUUUGAAAAGGACAUUAGCACAACUAGAAGAUGAUGUGGCUCCAUGUGAUGCUCAAAUGGAAAAUUGGAAGACGAACUUGGGUGUUAUGGCAUCAAAGGAGCGACAGUACAUGCAACAGUUUAACAACUAUAAGGCAUUACUGAAUCGUGUGGGCUACACACCUGAAAUUAAUCAUGGGGUGUUGGUUGAAAUGGCCGAACACAGGAAGGACUUAGAGAAGAAGACCAAACCCAUCUUAGAUACUUUGAGGAGCUACCAGGACCUACCUCCGGAUAAAGCUUUAGCUGCCUUAGCAAUUGAGGACAAGAAAAGGCAGUAUGCUGCUGCUGAAAAAUACCUGGAAGAUGUGUUGCAAUCAGCCCUUGCUACGUCAGAUUGAUUGGCUUACAAUAGAAUUUACUUUCUUCUGAACAACGUGCUGAUUUUUUAUUAGUGAACUUCUGGAAGGGUGAGUUUGCCCCGGUGAUCGAAACCAAAAGACAGUGUGAUGUUGCAGACAGCUAUUCAGAUUUAUGAGAUUCAAGUUGUAACGUGUUAUAGUAUUAAUUUGAAGUUGGUAUGUACGCUAUGUGUGCUUAUGCAUGCACGUUGUAAUGUUAUCGUCUUAAGCUCCUGCUCUUUCCCCUUUGUCAUCAACUUUUGCAAAUUGCUGUAAAAGUAUAUGUUCGAUAUGGUUAGCUCCUGUUGACUGUCUUUUUCCUAUUUAAGAUGUUGCUCUGCUCCCUUUCUGUC